Molecule: messenger RNA, 493 nt
Organism: Apis mellifera (honey bee)
Lineage: Eukaryota; Metazoa; Arthropoda; Insecta; Hymenoptera; Apidae
Exons: 2
Source: RefSeq, a predicted model, not a curated record
AUGAAUAGCCAAAGGAAGCAUUUGUGGCAUGUUAUAUUUUAUUGCUUUAAAGAGGGUGAUAGUGAAAAUGAUACUGCAGAUAUUUGUAUUGUUUAUAGGAACGGUGCUAUAACUAUUACGACCAUCCAUAAUUGGUUUAAGAGAUAUAAAGCUGGCAAUUUUGACUUAAAAAAUGAAAGAACCUACGGCCGCUCAGCAAUGACAAAUACGGAUCUUAUCAAGGCCAUGCUCGCUGAAAAUCCGCGAUAUAGUGUGCAAGAGAUAGUGGAUGCCAUUAACAUUUCCAGGAAAACGGUAGAUAAUCACGUAACCACAGCUAUUGAUGAAAACCGACUUUAUGAAAUAAAGUCUCUAUGUGCAAUUUCCUUCUUCAGAGACAUGAAAGAGAUAAAAUAUUGCAAUCAACUUGAUAAAUUGAAAACCGCCAUAGUAGAAAAAUGGCCAGAAUUGGCAAAUCGACGAGAUCACGACAAUACAAAACCACCUAUUGAGU